Molecule: messenger RNA, 1925 nt
Organism: Brassicogethes aeneus
Lineage: Eukaryota; Metazoa; Arthropoda; Insecta; Coleoptera; Nitidulidae
Source: the annotation of a GenBank genome assembly
AAUCCGCCGCAGAAGUAAUCACCAACUCGAAACCUAAGCAUAACCGUUAAUACCAAAGUUUGCUACAUAAGCUUAACGUAUUUAAGUUACCUGCAUUGUCAACUUUGGAAAUAGUUGGUGUUGUUCAUUGUUGACGAGAAGAGUUAUUUAGUUUUGUUCCUUUUAAGUUUACCUUGGCGUAGGAAUAUAACACUUUGCGCCCGACAUUAGCAGUCUUUUCCGUUUAGCGAACGCGGAGUGAAUCAUGUCCGUACAGAAUACAAGAAAUGAAGAUUGGGAUAAAAAUGGCCCAGCUUCAGAAGGUGAACCCAAAGCUUACGAUGGUCCAGCUGGAAUGGACCCAGAAGGCAUCAUUGAGUCGAACUGGGAAGAAGUUGUUGACAACUUUGAUGACAUGAACCUGAAAGAGGAACUCUUGAGAGGUAUCUAUGCAUACGGUUUUGAAAAACCUUCCGCUAUCCAGCAAAGAGCUAUUAUUCCCUGCAUUAAGGGUCAUGAUGUCAUUGCCCAAGCCCAGUCUGGUACUGGUAAAACGGCCACCUUUUCCAUUUCCAUCCUCCAGCAAAUCGACACCUAUGUGAGGGAAUGCCAGGCUCUUAUCUUGGCCCCCACAAGAGAAUUGGCCCAACAAAUCCAAAAGGUUGUCAUUGCUUUGGGAGACUUCAUGUCCGCGCAAUGCCACGCCUGCAUCGGCGGCACGAAUGUCAGGGAAGACAUGAGGAAAUUAGAGACUGGAGUGCACGUGGUGGUGGGAACCCCCGGCAGGGUGUUCGACAUGAUAACGCGAAGGGCGCUGCGCACGAGCCACAUCAAGAUGUUCGUUCUCGACGAGGCCGACGAGAUGUUAUCGAGAGGUUUCAAAGACCAGAUUCACGACGUUUUUAGAACGCUAAACUCGGACGUGCAGGUGAUCCUGCUGUCCGCCACUAUGCCGCAGGACGUGCUCGACGUCACCAAGUCGUUCAUGAGGAACCCGAUCCGUAUCUUAGUCAAGAAGGAGGAGCUCACCUUGGAGGGUAUCAAGCAGUUCUUCGUGUUCGUCGAGCGUGAAGAUUGGAAGUUGGAGACUUUGUGCGAUUUAUACGACACGCUGUCGAUCACGCAGGCCGUCAUCUUCUGCAACACGCGCCGCAAGGUGGACUGGCUCACCGAGAACAUGCACAAGAAGGACUUCACCGUGUCGGCGAUGCACGGAGACAUGGAGCAGAGGGAGAGGGACGUUAUUAUGAGGCAGUUCAGGACGGGGUCUUCGAGAGUGCUGAUCACCACGGAUUUGCUGGCCAGAGGCAUCGACGUGCAGCAAGUUUCGUUAGUUAUUAAUUAUGAUUUGCCAUCCAACCGUGAAAACUACAUUCACAGGAUUGGUCGCGGUGGACGUUUCGGGCGUAAAGGCGUGGCGAUAAACUUUGUGACCGAGGAGGACAAGCGCACGCUGAAAGAUAUCGAACAAUUUUACAACACGAAGAUCGACGAGAUGCCAAUGAACGUGGCCGAUCUCAUCUAAACGCUUUGUGCCUGGUGGGUGCGUGUGAGCGGACGCUAGAGCAUCAUCAUUCUUAUAACUACCGUCGGCAUUUUGUGGGCGCCAAAUGUGGAAAUAAAGAUCAAAAUUCCGUUUUAACUAAAAUACAGUGGUUUUCGUUCUAUCAAACCCAUUGAUCCAAAUCCACCAUCCUUUUACAAAUAAACAAUAAUUUUUAUUAAAUUAUAUCCUAUUUUUUUAUUUAUUUACUUUCCGGUUAUUUUAAUUGAUGACUAACUUAUUUUUUAAACAAUCACUUGGUCAGUUUUCUUUCCAAUUUAAUUUUGACCCCUGCUUUUAGAUGUUGACAAAUUUUGUACAUUUCAAGUUUGAAUAAUAUGUUUUAAGACGUGUCAAAAAGUUAAAUUGUAAUUAUUUUUGUUAAUAAACGUUAUUCCAAAUA